Dimorphilus gyrociliatus is the source of this 1192-nucleotide messenger RNA. NCBI's taxonomy places the organism in Eukaryota, Metazoa, Annelida, Polychaeta, Dinophilidae. The record is from the annotation of a GenBank genome assembly.
AGUGACUUACAAAAUGGCGGUGCCCUCGUGGGUUUUUCGAAACAGUUUGUCACUGACAAAAUUUUUGCGAGAUACUAGAGCUCAACAUGUUACAAAAACCUUAUGGGCAUUGCCAUAUAGUACAUUAGUUUCAGAAACUACCCGACAACGAGUAGUAUAUUCAUUAGUUAAUAUUAAAUCAAAGGAUAAAUCAGGAGUUGACUUUCGCUCCAUUCGACUUUUAAAAACGGAUGGCCGGAUAACAGAAGAAAUCUUAAAUAAACGUAUUGCUGAACAACCACAAGAUGAUAAAAAGUCAAAAGAAGACGAUAAGAAAUCAAACUCAUGGUUUAGCAGCCAACAUUCAUGGAAAUUAGGCUUAAUAGGUUUUGGUGUAAUGGGUUUAAUUAUGACCGGUAACCUUAUAGUAAUGUGGGGGCUGCCAAGUCAUGAUGACGAAGGAAACGAAAUUAUCGAUGAAUAUUCCAGUUUACCGAAGUGGAAAGGAUAUAUAAAAAGAGCAUUUAAUGAAGCUCAGCUCUUUAUGCAGUCUAUGAGAGAUCCAUCCAGCCGAAAGCUUUUGCCCGAUCCCGUUAAAGAACCGUUUUACCAACCACCAUAUACUCUUGUUUUAGAACUAACAGGAGUUUUAGUUCAUCCAGAUUGGACGUUGGGUACAGGAUGGAGGUUUAAGAAAAGACCAGCCGUUGAUUAUUUUCUGGAGAAUGUAUCACAUCCUUUGUUCGAGGUUGUAAUAUUCACGAAAGAAACAGUUUUUACCGCUAUGCCGAUAAUAGAUGGUAUAGAUUCUAAAGGUGUUGUUGCUCAUCGACUUUUUAGAGAUGCCACACGAUAUAAAGAUGGUCAUCAUAUAAAAGAUUUGGAUCAUUUAAAUAGGGAUUUAUCAAAAGUAAUUAUAGUCGAUUGCGAUCCUAAUGCCUUUAAAUUCCAUCCACGUAAUGCCAUUGGAAUGCCCAAAUGGACAGGAGCUGAUAGUGAUCGUACACUUAUAGAUCUUGCUCUUUUUCUCAAAACAAUUGCAAUAAGCAACGUAGAAGAUGUUAGAACUGUUAUAGAUCAUUAUAAUCAAUUCGAUGAUCCUGUUGAGGCGUUUAGGGAGAAUCAGCAGAGAUUAAGGAUGGAAGAGGAUCGUAGGAAGCAAAUGGACACGAUGGGCAAGGGUUCGCUUCUGACUGGAUUAAGAAAACGUUAA